AGCAGUUGAUCAUAAGACACACUCGUAUGUUGAUCGACUCGAUUAACUGCAAUUCUAACUGGUUGGUGGUAUAGUGUGAACAUAAAGGUGAUACAGGCUUUUGUUUUAGAACUUCAUCAACCACGAAGGGAAGAUGGAGGUGAAAACCAAAGAUACUAUUCUAGUGCCUCCAGAUGGUGGUUGGGGAUGGGUGAUCCUCGCUUCCGCUGUUGUGGUCAACGUUUUGAUACCAGGGACCGUUAAAUCCUUCGGGGUACUUUUUGUCGAGUUCCUGGAGGUUUUUAAAGCCUCACCUACUGCGGCUUCCUGGAUGCCAGCUUUAUGUUAUUUCCUGUAUAGUUCUUUGGGACCCUUAUCCAGCGUUCUGUCUAUGAAAUACUCAUACAAAACUGUGACUAUGAUUGGAGGAUUCUUCGCAGCGACAGGAAUGAUGGUUAGCUAUUUUGCUAAUUCGGUCCCUUAUCUUUAUGUUAGUUACGGCAUCAUGGUAGGCAUCGGGGCAGGAUUAACUUGUCCAGUCAGUGUUUACAUAGUCACGGAAUAUUUUGAAAAGUAUCGAGGAUUUGCAAAUGGUAUGUGCAUUUCUGGAAGCUGUUUCGGAGCCAUGCUUUUACCGCCACUUUUACAGUAUCUUCUUGACACAGUCGGAUAUAGGGGCGCAGUUCUCAUCAUGGGAGCAAUUACACUUAACAGCAUACUGUGUGGGAUGCUCUACCAUCCGGUGGAGCGACAUAUGAAAAGAGUUCCUCUGACGAUAGAAAAAUCUGGAAUUGACAACAAAGCCUUAACACUUGACGAAUCAAAAACUACCACACAAUCAGUUCUUCAAUCGGAAAAGUCGAUUCUUCAAAACGAGAAACCAGUUGUCCAGUCUGACCAAACAACUCUUCAAUCCGACGAAACAAAUCUUGAAUUUGACAAACCGAUUCUUCAAACCGACCAACCAAUUCUCCAUUUUACCCCAUCAAAAUCCAUACCUCUAGAACGAUACCGAAAAUUUUCUUCACCCGACUACCCUCUUUUCGAGAAGAUAUCCACUCCCGAUGACCGCAUCGAAGAUGCUACAGAAGAAAGAGGAAAUAAACCAAAGAUGAACGACAAGUGUUCUGAAGACUCUGACGAGCCUUCUGGCGAUUCCUUACCCAUCCAUGAAAAAUCCACUAGUCAAAUUAAAACCCAGGAUUUCUUCACUGCAAACUCCACCGAAAAAUACUCUCUUCCACUAAACGAGAACCCAUCAACGCAAAGAUCAACCCUUCCAAGGAUAUUCCGAAGACUAUGCACAAAUCAGCUUUCCAAAAAAAGUUGGUGUGCAGCCCCUGUUUGCAAAAUUGACUCUUUAUCAAACGAUCUCAAAACCGAUCCAGAAAAGCAGGAAGAAAUAGUCAAGAAGAAGAAAUUCUUCGACCUCAGUAUCCUCAAGGAUCCCAUCUACCUCGUAAUUUUGACCUCAAACGCCACAUCUGCCAUCAGCAAUACCAAUUUCAUGAUUCUUCUUCCAUCCUAUGCGAUUGCUGAAGGUUUUGAUAAAAAUUCCGCAGCCCUUUUGCUAUCAAUAGUUUCCGCUCUAGAUCUGAUUGGUCGAAUUGGAGGAGCUUCACUCUCAGAUAUUGAUUUUAUACCAAAGUAUUACUACUUUGUAGGAGGACUUGGAAUGAGUGGAAUUGCACUAGCUCUUCUUCCAAUGGCUACAAGUUAUAGGAUGUUAUCAUUUUUUUGUGGACUUUUUGGAAUUUCUUCAGGAACCUAUAUUGGCAUCACAACUGUUGUUUUAGCCGACAUGUUGGGUGCGGAGAGAUUAAGUUCCUCCUAUGGAAUUGCAUUGUUUGUUAAUGGGGUUCUUCAACUUUUGGGACCGCCUAUCAUUGGGGUUAUUUACGAAGAAAUUGGAUCUUACAAACCAAUAUUCCUCGCUCUAGGAAUUAUUCUUAUUCUUGGGACUUCCCUCUGGGCGAUUGUUCCAGUUGUCAAGAGAAGAAAACAGAAGGAACUCGAGGCCAAUUAAUUUAGAGAAUUGACUUAUUUUAUAUGAGAAUUACAAUCAGUUGCAACAGAGAUUCUUAAAGUAUUUUUCCAAAGGUAUAUCAUUUUUACAGAUCCUCUAAGAAAUAAUUUACGAAUUAUCUGGUGACAAAUUCAGAUAUAUUGAAGGAGAUGAUGAAAUAUGUUAGUUACACUAUUUCUUUAAAUAUUCUGAAAGUAUUUACAAGAAUUCUGAACGCAUUGAAACGUGUGAGAUUAAUUUUUUAUCCUCUAGAGAAAGAUUUCCAUUUUAUAGGUAUGAAGAAUAUAUUAUCUGGAUGUGUGUAGAUUAAAUAAUAUAGUGAACUUGGACAAUUUUUAAAUAUUCAGAUGAAGUCCAUUUGUAAUGGGUCGAUACCUGAAUUGACGCAGAAUAUUUUUUAGAUUCUGUCUUUAGAAAGAGGAACUCUUUUUAUCAAGAUGUACCUGCCGAAUUUUGUUCGGAAAUGAAUUGUAAACAAUUUGAAAAUUACUUUUCAGACUGAGAAUUCAAUUUCUUAAAGAACUAUUUUUACUCGACUAUUGUAAAAAUAUAAAGUAGGUUUAAAUGACCAUUCAGUAGGUUUCCAAUUAUCAUUUAGAUUUAUUAAUUACCAUUAUCUUAAGUUAUCAUGCAUUGAUAAAAAUCGAGGCAUAUUGUUAAUUAAAUAUUUAAAUAUCUCCGCUCUAUUUUUAUUAAGAUUUGUAAUCGAAAUUAAGUGACUAUCUUGCAAAUAUUUUUUGCAAUGUGAAUUACAAUUUUUUUUAU
Belonocnema kinseyi is the source of this 2770-nucleotide messenger RNA. Its product is annotated as monocarboxylate transporter 9-like. Gene Ontology annotation, biological process: transmembrane transport; monocarboxylic acid transport. Gene Ontology annotation, molecular function: monocarboxylic acid transmembrane transporter activity. NCBI's taxonomy places the organism in Eukaryota, Metazoa, Arthropoda, Insecta, Hymenoptera, Cynipidae. The transcript is spliced from 5 exons. The record is from RefSeq and is a predicted model, not a curated record. The coding region runs from base 134 to 2005 and encodes 623 amino acids.